AUGGCCUCGGUGACUUCUCUUUAUGUCGGACUCCUGGUUGUCUUCGUUGGUCAUGAGCCGGCUUUAGCGUUUAUUCCUAUUAUAUUUGAAAAUCUGUCUCGCUAUUUCUUUCUCUAUCUAUCUAUCUAUCUAUCUAUCUAUCUAUCUAUCUAUCUUAUAUAUAUGUUUACAGUUGCAGUUCUUAUCUUUAUUUCUCUUUCUUUUUCCUCUUUUAGAAGUUUCCAAAUGCUUCCAAAAUUACUUAUUCAUCUACGCCACUUUUCCCUAUUCUUCAAUCUCUCUCCAAACCUCUAUCGUUAUUCUGCUGCAGUAGGUGAAACACUGCCUCCUGCCAGGCCCCUACUGCAUCCUUGGUGUUCCAUUCCAAUGCGUAUUUGCAAGUCGACGAACCGUCAAUGUCGAACCACAUCCCUUUCUUUUUCCUCACUUCCAUCUGCAGUUUCCCUUUUUCCCACCCCUUUGUUUAAUAAACUAGCUUAUCUCCAUAAAAAUAUUUUUCUUUUACCGCCAUCCACCACGUUUCUCUACGUUGCCUUCAAUGCCAUCAACACCAUUUCUUUUCCCCACUCCUACUUCUUCCUUUCAUCACUCUCCCUCGCUACUCCACGCUAUCGCUCCCUUGUCCUUCAUUCUCCUCUCUUUUUACUCGGUCUUUUACGGUCCAAUAACAUUGGUUCCACUUUGUUAUCUGGGAAAUGUCGGAUUCACCGUUCACACUUGGCUGAAAUUGAUUACACUGUACUCCCCACCGCCACCCGUCACAAAUUUUCCUUUCUUUCUUUCUUUCUUUCUUUCUUUCUUUCUUUCUUUCUCUUUUCAUUUUCCCUAAUUUCCUUCCUUAGCAUUCAGUCUUUUUUCAUUCAUCUUUCAUUUUUCUUUUCUCUAUUCUUUUUAUUGUUUUUCAUACAUCUUUUUAUCUUCUUUUUCUUUCUUUCUUUAUUUCUUUCUCUCCCCACCCUUGUCUUUUGCUUUUCGUGUUUUCUUUUUUUAAAUUUUUUUCUUUAUUUCGUUUCUGCUUUUAUCUUUCUUUCGGUCUAUCAACUCAUGUAUUUUUCUUUCUUUCCUUCUUCCUUUCUUCUUUCCUUCCUUUCUUUUAUUCAUUUCCUACUUUGUCUUUUGCUUUUCGCGUUUUCUUCUUUUUAA
This is a messenger RNA of Acanthosepion pharaonis, 1143 nucleotides long. NCBI's taxonomy places the organism in Eukaryota, Metazoa, Mollusca, Cephalopoda, Sepiida, Sepiidae. The record is from the annotation of a GenBank genome assembly.